Asparagus officinalis (garden asparagus) is the source of this 1401-nucleotide messenger RNA. RefSeq names its product metal tolerance protein C4-like. Lineage: Eukaryota; Viridiplantae; Streptophyta; Magnoliopsida; Asparagales; Asparagaceae. The record is from RefSeq and is a predicted model, not a curated record. Gene Ontology annotation, molecular function: monoatomic cation transmembrane transporter activity. Gene Ontology annotation, biological process: transmembrane transport; zinc ion transport. Gene Ontology annotation, cellular component: membrane.
AUGCGUAAAUCUCCGCGCUUCGGCGGCCUCCGUCUCCUCCUCUCCCACCAUCACCGCCCGAAAAACCCCCAACCCCGCUCCUCCUCCAUUUGCUCCCAUCUCCUCUCCGGUCAAAAUCAGCGACAGCAGAAUCAACAACCGGAGCAAAGAAAUGCGGGCUUCUCUUCGCUCAGCGGCGGCCCUGGGCCCCCUAGGGUUUGCGAGCCCUCGCUCUUGUUCCACAAGAAACCCAACAGGGAUUUCUGGUCCUCGACCAAACCGCCGCCCGGCGCUCAAUCGUCAUCGCCCCAUUUGAUUUACUUCGUUCGCAAUUAUUCACUUAGGGUUGCCAAGGUUAAAAAGACCGUGUUUGAUGAUGAGACCAGCCAACGGGCAGUUAAUACGGCAUUAUGGUGUAACUUUCUGGUCUUCUCUCUCAAGUUUGGUGUGUGGUUUGUGACCUCCAGUCAUGUUAUGUUAGCUGAAGUGGUGCAUUCAGUUGCUGAUUUUGCAAACCAGGCACUUCUUGCCUAUGGUUUGAGUAGUUCAAGGCGUGCUCCUGAUGCUAUGCACCCCUAUGGUUAUUCAAAGGAAAGAUUUGUCUGGUCCUUGAUAUCUGCAGUUGGUAUCUUCUGUCUGGGUUCUGGGGCCACAAUUGUGCAUGGAUUCCAGAACUUGUGGACAUCGCAUCCUCCUGAAAAUAUUCACUAUGCUGCUUUAGUAAUUGGUGGUUCAUUCCUUAUUGAAGGAGCUUCACUGCUGGUUGCUAUUAAUGCUGUAAAGAAAGGAGCAGCUGCAGAAGGAAUGACAGUCUGGGAUUAUGUUUGGCGUGGUCAUGAUCCAACAUCUGUUGCUGUUAUGACUGAGGAUGGUGCUGCUGUUACAGGUCUUGCUAUUGCUGCUGCCUCACUGGUCGCUGUAAAUACGACAGGAAAUGCAAUCUAUGACCCAAUUGGUUCCAUCAUAGUUGGUAAUUUACUUGGAAUGGUUGCCAUAUUUCUCAUUCAAAGAAACCGACAUGCUUUGAUUGGUCGAGCAAUUGAUGCAUUUCAUUUUUUGAAAUCAGAUCCAGUGGUUGAUGCUUUAUAUGAUUGCAAGAGUGAGGUGAUUGGGCCUGGAUUCUUUAGAUUCAAAGCAGAAAUUGAUUUCAAUGGGGUGGUGGUGGUGCAAAAUUAUUUGGAAAGAACUGGACGUGAAGAAUGGGCCAAGCAGUUCCGUGAGGCUGCAAAAUGCGAGGAUGACUCCGCAUUACUGAAGGCUAUGGCAAAUUAUGGUAUGAAUUAUUCAAGGUGUAGAAAUCAUGUGCUAAAGCAAAAGAGAUCAUAUUCAGUACAGGUGUCUGGCUUUGUGUUGGUUAGUUUGGAAAUUAGAAUACCUACUUACAUGCAGAUACUAAGUUAUGAUGCUAAAAAAACUUCUUAA